AUGUAUGAUCGAACCACAGACCCCGAUGCCCACAUCAAGGCUUUCACCAACGCCAUGGCCUUCCGAACCGGUUACGAUGUGAUAUGGUGUCGAGCGUUUUCCUUAUCCCUCGAAGGAGAAGCAUUAGAGUGGUUUAACUCCUUCCCAAACAAUUCCAUUGAAAACUUUGAGGGCAUAGGAUGUAAGUUUAAGAAGCAGUUCGCCGCUUGCAAUACUCAGGACAUCACGGUCGUAGACCUAAUGAAUCUCAAACAGGAGAAAGAGGAGUCCUUGAAAGCAUUUAUGGAUAGAUAUCAAAAAACCAUCCGCUGGGUGAAAGGGCUAACUCUAGAACUGGCUUUGCAGUAUGUUCUUCCAGCCCUAAGACCAAGGUCCUUCAAAGACAACAUUCGUAGGUGUCCACCAAAAACGAUGGAAGAACUCCGCGAAAGGGUGGUAGACGAGAUAAGGGUGGAGAACAUGAAGCAAGGGGACAAAAAAGCAGCCUCGAAAGCCAAAGGGGAAAAGGGUGAUGGGCGGAAGUAUGAGAACCAAACGGGAAGGCUCAAGACCGUAGGGACGAGGGAAAUGCCCAGGCCUCCCCGUUUCCAACAAUAUACUCCUCUUAACGCCCCUCGGGAAAAAAAUUUUCAAGAAGCGCUCAAUGCCGAGCUGAUACCUCCGCCCAAACGUUGCCCCACACCGCAUGGAGCGGACCUGAACAAACAUUGCCUAUACCACAAGAACAUGGGCCAUUCGACAGAAGAGUGCGUCACAUUUAGAGACAAGAUCGAAGAAUUAAUCUGA
Messenger RNA from Vigna radiata var. radiata (mung bean), 786 nucleotides. RefSeq lists its product as uncharacterized. The transcript has a single exon. NCBI's taxonomy places the organism in Eukaryota, Viridiplantae, Streptophyta, Magnoliopsida, Fabales, Fabaceae. The record is from RefSeq and is a predicted model, not a curated record. The coding region runs from base 1 to 786 and encodes 261 amino acids.